This is a messenger RNA of Dermacentor andersoni, 1392 nucleotides long. RefSeq names its product polyisoprenoid diphosphate/phosphate phosphohydrolase PLPP6-like. Lineage: Eukaryota; Metazoa; Arthropoda; Arachnida; Ixodida; Ixodidae. The record is from RefSeq and is a predicted model, not a curated record. Gene Ontology annotation, molecular function: sphingosine-1-phosphate phosphatase activity.
UUACUGAACCGCCGCCUGCCGCCACUCUCCCGGCGCCCGCGCCUGUCAACCGGCGUCGUCGUCGUCUGUUGGUGCUUCGUUUACGUGGCAUUUGCGUAUUAGCCAGCGUCGCGAGCUGUGGGCGAGACAUCAGUGACAUUCUAUUUGUCCAUUCACCCUCGGCACCGCUCCAGAACGUCGUACUACCCGCGGGGACGGGCCGCCGACUGAGACGCACGGACUUCUGUUAUCUUACCGGCGUCUCGACUGCGCGCCCACACGCCGGCGUGCAACGGACAGCAGCUGUAGGGAACUGCAGCUUUUGUCAGCCCGUGUUAUGGCUUCGGCCUGCUGUAUCAGAAGAUAACGCACCCCCUGAUCGCCGUGUCCCUUUCCACCUCUCCUCUGAGAAAGGCUCCGCCGCUUUUGUUCGAAGCCCUUCCGAGCAGUCGCAGUAGCUUACGUGGAGCGACGCCCCGGCGUACAUUUCACCGGCAUCAUGAAACGCGCCAGUGACAAGGUGGCGUCCAACUCCAACGACCUACCGGGCGACGGCGGCGACGACGACGACACUCUGAAGAAGCGGGACUUGCCGCCGCCUGGCUGGAAGCGCAGUCGGCUGCUGCUGGUCAUGCGGGGCGUUGACGAGGUGAUCUCUUCGCACCUGUUUCUGGCGGCCACAGAGUCUUCGCCGCUGGCCAAGUACCGUCGCAUGCUCUCCAUGUUCGAAAAAUCCGCCCACUUCGCCAUCUGGUUCGGUGGCCUCGUCUUCCUCAUGUGGUUCUUCUCCAUUGACGUGGCAAUCAGGACGUUCCUCUUCAAUGUCUUCCUCGCGAUCAUCAUCGACGCUCUCCUGGCUGCCGCGCUGAAGACCGUCGCGCGGCGUUUCUGGCCCCGGGCAUGCCGCAAGCUGUACGAGCCGUAUACAUCUCGGUUCACCUUCCCCACGGCCUUCACCGUCCCCAUGGUUCUGGUCACACUGAUCGUGGUCAAGCGCAGUCAGGUCGCUUUCAUCUUCAAGGCGCUCACCGUCGCCUGGUGCUUCGCCACGUCCGUCUCAAGGCUCUUCUUGGGAAGGCAGUCGCUCGGUGGCAUCCUGAUCGGCGCUGCCGUGGCCUCCAUCGAGUACGAGGCCGUCGUGGCGAACGUCUGGUGCUCGCAGCGGACGGCCUCCUUUUUCUUCACCGUCUUCGGCGCUCUCGAAGAGCCGGCGCAGGACCCGUUGUUUUGGUGAAGACACCGAUUCAUGGAACGGUGUGACGCGGUGCCGCAUGCAGCGGCUGGCCUGCUGGGCUCUUCUUGACGCGGGCGAAAAGAGGGCUGGUCUUCUGCCUUUUUUUUUUCCCCUUUUUCCUUUUUGAGUUCAAUAAAAGGUUGUCUUUUUGGGCGGGCGAAAGCUGCGGUCUAAGUCCA